Chanos chanos (milkfish) is the source of this 849-nucleotide messenger RNA. RefSeq names its product stomatin (EPB72)-like 3a (gene stoml3a). Lineage: Eukaryota; Metazoa; Chordata; Actinopteri; Gonorynchiformes; Chanidae. The record is from RefSeq and is a predicted model, not a curated record. Gene Ontology annotation, cellular component: plasma membrane. Bases 1 to 849 code for a protein of 282 amino acids. The transcript is spliced from 7 exons.
AUGGUGAACCAAGUGAAAAUCCAGAACAGGCAAAGUGAGAGCAGCGCUGACAUAGUUGGCCAUGAAAACCCUGGCUCCAUAGGACGCUGUGGCUGGUUUUUGGUCAUCAUAUCCAUGAUCUUCAUCAUAGCAACAUUUCCAGUUGCCAUAUUCUUUUGCGUAAAGAUUGUUCAGGAGUAUGAGAGGGCGGUCAUCUUUCGACUGGGCCGUAUUGUGGACAGGAAACCGAAAGGUCCAGGACUGUUUGUUGUGCUACCCUGCACAGACACCUUUAGGAGAGUGGAUAUGAGGACCGUGUCAUUUGAUAUCCCUCCCCAAGAGAUCCUGACCAAAGACUCGGUGACGGUGUCAGUGGAUGGCGUGGUUUACUUCCGGGUCAGCUGUCCAGUCACCUCUGUGAUUAACGUCACCAACGCUCACUUCUCCACCCGUCUGGUGGCACAGACCACGCUGAGAAAUGUUUUGGGCACCAAGAACCUGGCGGAGCUGCUUGCGGACAGAGAAGGCAUAUCACAAAGCAUGCAGGACGCCCUGGAUGAAGCUACAGACCCAUGGGGCAUUAAGGUGGAGCGGGUGGAGAUUAAAGAUGUCAAACUACCCCAACAACUCCAAAGAGCCAUGGCCGCUGAGGCAGAGGCAACCAGAGAAUCUCGGGCUAAGGUGAUUGCGGCCGAGGGAGAGAUGAACGCCUCCCGGGCCCUGAAGGAGGCGUCACUGGUGAUAGCUGAGUCCCCUGCUGCCCUCCAGCUUCGCUACCUGCAGACCCUCAACACCAUUGCCGCUGAGAAAAACUCCACCAUCAUAUUCCCCUUGCCCAUCGACCUGGUGCAACAGUUUGUGCGGAAAUGA